AUGACCGACCCCAGCUCUGCCGCACCGGCCUUGCCCGAUCGACCUUCUCCGCUCAAUAAUGUUAUCAAUCAAACUGCCUCCAAUUACACAAAUCAAAAUCGUUUCGGUUCUGCGAACAACGCCUACUCUUCUCCAUACUCUUCUUACUCCUCCCCAUAUUCGCGCUUCGGUGGUGGUGGUAUGUACGGCGGAAUGGGCGGAGGUAUGGGCGGCAUGUAUGGCGGCGGUUACGGUGGAUAUGGAAACAGCAUGUAUGGCAACAGCAUGUACGGUGGCGGCUAUGGAGGGUUUCCGGGCAUGCCGGGCGACCCUAAUAACCCCAACAACCAGAGCCUAACACAGACCUGGAAUCAGAGCACUGCCGCUACCUUUCAGAUCAUGGAGGGUAUUGUUGGGGCAUUUGGUGGGUUUGCUCAAAUGCUUGAAAGCGCAUACAUGACCACCCAUUCUUCAUUCUUUGCAAUGGUUUCAAUGGCUGAACAACUAGGAAACCUUCGGCAAACCCUCGGCAGCGUCCUAGGCAUAUAUACUCUCUUGCGAUGGAUACGCACACUUGUCGCCAAACUCACUGGUCGGCCACCACCAGCUGAUGCUACAGCACUCACACCUGCCAACUUCUCAUCCUUUCUCUCCGGUGGUACGGCUCCCACAACCCUACCGGAUGGUUCACCCGCUCCUACUCGACCAUCCAAGAAACCCUUCAUCAUGUUCGCACUCGCCGUAUUUGGCCUUCCAUAUCUGAUGACUAAAAUGAUCCGAGCAUUGGCACGCUCACAAGAAGAAGAAAUGCGCCGCCAAGAGCAAAUGGCACUAUCAUCGGGUGCCGUCAAUGGUGAGCAAGGUCCUAUCGACUACCAAAACUUGGCCUUCUGCCGAGUCUUGUAUGAUUACAAUCCUGCUGCCAACAGCGGCGGUAUGGAUCUCGCAGUCAAAAAGGGCGAUUUUGUAGCAGUGCUUUCAAAAACAGAUCCAAUGGGCAAUGCCUCGGAAUGGUGGCGAUGUCGAGCCAGAGACGGCAAACAAGGCUACUUACCGUCACCAUACCUUGAAGCAGUACAGACCCCUGCCCAAAGAACACAGCCUCAGAUUACCGAAGGCAACGCAACCGCAUCGGCGCCGGGAAGUCGAUCAGGUACUAUGAAAGGUACGGGCCCAAUCACAGCAGCAACGAAACUGUUAGAAGACAGCAAUCGGACAAAAUCCCUGAGUUCCAUCUACGGCGCUGCCGGCAUACCACAGAACAAAGCCCAAGUGCCAGUGCCCGUGCCCAUCAGCGCAAAAGGACCGCCAGUAACCGGCAAGCCAGGUGAUAUCACAGCAGAGAGUUUUCAGAAGAGCGCAUUUUAUUCAUGA
Exophiala bonariae is the source of this 1353-nucleotide messenger RNA. RefSeq lists its product as uncharacterized. Bases 1 to 1353 code for a protein of 450 amino acids. Lineage: Eukaryota; Fungi; Ascomycota; Eurotiomycetes; Chaetothyriales; Herpotrichiellaceae. Gene Ontology annotation, cellular component: peroxisomal importomer complex; peroxisomal membrane; peroxisome. Gene Ontology annotation, molecular function: protein binding. The record is from RefSeq and is a predicted model, not a curated record. The transcript is spliced from 2 exons. Gene Ontology annotation, biological process: protein import into peroxisome matrix, docking.